This is a messenger RNA of Camelus dromedarius (Arabian camel), 4981 nucleotides long. RefSeq names its product Rho related BTB domain containing 3 (gene RHOBTB3). Gene Ontology annotation, molecular function: GTPase activity; GTP binding; ubiquitin protein ligase binding. Gene Ontology annotation, cellular component: cytoplasm; nucleus. Bases 330 to 2165 code for a protein of 611 amino acids. The record is from RefSeq and is a predicted model, not a curated record. Gene Ontology annotation, biological process: proteasome-mediated ubiquitin-dependent protein catabolic process; regulation of proteolysis. NCBI's taxonomy places the organism in Eukaryota, Metazoa, Chordata, Mammalia, Artiodactyla, Camelidae. The transcript has 12 exons.
CAGGAGGCGACAGCUGCCGGGCCGGGGGAGCGCGGCGGAGCGGGGCUGCGGCGCCCGGCGACUCUCGGCGGCGGGGGAUGUUUCCGGGCACUUCCUGACUGGCUGGCAGCGCGCACACGGCCGGACUCGCACGCCCCCGGCCCCCCUGGCUCGCUCGCUCGCUGGCUCGCGCCGGCCCGCGCUGCGUCGGCCGCGCAGCUGUGGAGGCGCGCUAGGGGGACGCGGCCGGGGAUGAACUGAUUGCGGGCAAAUACGCCGCCGACGGGCCGCAGGAGGCCGUAAGGAGCCUCUUUUCUCCGAGUCGCCGCCCUGCCCUUGGAUUUGAGAUCAUGUCCAUUCACAUCGUGGCGCUGGGGAACGAGGGGGACGCGUUUCACCAGGACAAUCGGCCGUCGGGGCUCAUCCGCACUUACCUGGGGAGAAGCCCGCUGGUCUCAGGAGACGAAAGCAGCUUGUUGCUGAACGCGACCAGCACGGUCGCGCGUCCGGUGUUCACCGAGUAUCAGGCCAGCGCGUUUGGGAAUGUCAAGCUAGUGGUCCACGACUGUCCUGUCUGGGACAUUUUUGACAGUGAUUGGUAUACCUCUCGAAAUCUGAUUGGGGGUGCCGACAUCAUUGUGAUCAAAUAUAACGUAAAUGACAAGUUUUCAUUCCAUGAAGUGAAGGAUAAUUAUAUUCCUGUGAUAAAAAGAGCAUUAAAUUCAGUUCCAGUAAUCAUUGCUGCAGUCGGUACCAGACAAAAUGAAGAGUUACCUUGUACGUGCCCACUGUGUACCUCGGACAGAGGGAGCUGCGUCAGUACGACUGAAGGCAUCCAGCUUGCUAAAGAGCUAGGAGCUACCUAUCUGGAACUACACAGCCUUGAUGACUUCUACAUAGGAAAAUACUUUGGAGGAGUGUUGGAGUAUUUUAUGAUUCAAGCCUUAAAUCAGAAGACAAGUGAAAAAAUGAAGAAAAGGAAAAUGAGCAACUCGUUUCAUGGAAUUAGACCACCUCAGCUUGAACAACCAGAAAAAAUGCCUGUCUUAAAGGCUGAAGCAUCGCAUUAUAACUCUGAUUUAAAUAACUUGCUGUUCUGCUGCCAGUGUGUGGAUGUGGUAUUUUACAACCCAGAUUUGAAGGAAGUGGUCGAGGCCCACAAAAUUGUUCUCUGCGCAGUCAGCCAUGUAUUCAUGCUGCUUUUCAAUGUGAAGAGUCCUGCUGACAUUCAGGAUUCCAGUAUCAUCCGAACUACCCAGGAUCUCUUCGCUAUCAACAGAGAUGCUGCGUUUCCAGGUGCUAGCCAGGAGUCUCCAGGCAACCCACCCUUACGAGUCAUAGUUAAAGACGCCCUCUUCUGUUCUUGUUUAUCGGACAUUCUACGCUUCAUUUAUUCAGGUGCCUUCCAGUGGGAAGAAUUGGAAGAAGAUGUCAGGAAGAAGGUGAAAGAUUCUGGGGAUGUUUCAAAUGUAAUUGAGAAAGUUAAAUGCAUUUUAAAAACACCAGGAAAGUUUAAUUGCCUAAGGAACUGCAAAACCUAUCAAGCCAGAAAACCUCUGUGGUUCUAUAACACUUCUCUCAAGUUUUUCCUUAAUAAACCAAUGCUUGCUGAUGUUGUCUUCGAAAUACAAGGUACGACGGUGCCAGCCCACAGGGCCAUCCUGGUGGCCCGCUGUGAAGUGAUGGCAGCCAUGUUUAAUGGGAAUUACAUGGAAGCAAAAAGUGUUCUGAUUCCAGUUUAUGGUGUUUCCAAAGAGACUUUCUUGUCAUUCUUAGAAUACCUAUACACAGACUCCUGUUGUCCAGCCGGCAUUUUCCAGGCUAUGUGUCUCCUGAUCUGUGCGGAGAUGUACCAAGUAUCCAGACUGCAGCACAUCUGUGAGCUGUUUAUCAUUACCCAGCUGCAGAGCAUGCCGAGCAGGGAGCUGGCGUCUAUGAACCUCGACAUAGUUGACCUGCUCAAAAAAGCCAAGUUUCACCACUCUGAUUGCCUCUCAACUUGGCUACUUCAUUUCAUCGCCACUAACUACCUCAUCUUCAGUCAAAAGCCUGAAUUUCAGGAUCUUUCAGUGGAAGAACGCAGUUUUGUUGAAAAGCACAGAUGGCCGUCAAAUAUGUACUUGAAGCAGCUUGCGGAAUACAGGAAAUAUAUUCACUCCCGGAAAUGCCGUUGCUCAGUCAUGUAACCUGGAGUUUUUAUAUACCUACACUUUUUCUUGUUAUUAUGAAGAAUGGGGUACUUCUGGGUUCCAGUAAAAUUCUUGUGACUGAAACCAGUAUGGGAGUUAAAAAGAAAAGUCACCAUACAGCUUAAUGUGUUUAUUAGUUCUCUUCAAAAAAACCUACUAUUACGAUCUUGAAAGGGAACAAAAUAUACCAUAGGCUAAAAUUAAGACUUUCCCUAGUAUAUAAAGCUGUUGUACAGCUAAUUUUUCCCUUUAAAAUGCCCUAUUGCUUUAGUGAUAUUAAUAACUUAACUCCCAAUUAAGAAAGUUUAAAUUUUUUUAAAAAUCAUGCAGGAUUAAUACAGAAAUUUCAUCAUGUCUGUCUAACUGCUCUAUUAAAAUAAGGGCCACUUAAAGAUUCAGUAUGACUAUUUCUAUCAUGAGAAAUCUAGGGGAAGACUGGUCAGUCUGAGAUUUCAGGAAUAGAAAUUUGCCUGGGAUUUUGCAAGUGAAAUGCCACUUCGUUCUAAAUCAGUGACAGUGUUUGAACCAUCAUGGAAAAAAAUCUGUUUUUUUUUUAAUCUGGACAACCCAACUGAGCCACCUUGUCUCUCCCCGGGAUUCGGAUUAGGCAGGAAAUCUAUAUAUAGCUGGCUUCAUGGCAUGUAACCUGUGUGGUCACAGAGAGCCCUCUGCUUAGAAGGGUUUAAUGCUCUGCAUUCGCCAUCUUAAAAUUCUUAAUAAUGUUUGAAGACAGGCCCUGCAUUCUCACUUUGUACCUGGCACCCAAAUUAUGUGUAUCUCCUAGCAGGACAUAUUUUCUUGCUCAAACAUUAUUUUCUCUGAAAGCAAAAAAAGAAGCACUGACAUCAAGGAAAGAGAAAGAGGCUUGCUGAGGGAAGAGAUCAUAUGGGAUUCCUCGUUUCCCAUCCUUGGGGAAGUCUUUACCAUCCAGGACCUCCCUCCUCUGCCACCUGGGCUGGCAAGUGAGAAAUGCGUUGUGUUGGCUUAGCUUUCAAACACUUAACAGUUCUGGUUCUAUCACAGAUGAAUACUUUCUUGAUCAUUCUGUAAGACCAGAAUGUUAGUAAAAGUGACUGGCCAACAUGCCUUAAAAUGCGUCUAUAAAACGCUCAUAGGAAAAGUUGCUUUCUGGAGAAUUUGCAAUCAAAAGCUGAAGGGUUUUUUUCUUUUAGUGUAUUUACUAAGAUUAGGAUGUCAGUGGCUUGAAUUUUGUGUUCUUUCUGAGGACCGAAAGGUUAUUUGAUGAAGAAUGAUAUGAAUCUUGUCCUUCAAGAUUAUCUAGUAAGUUAAAAGAAAGGAUAUAAAUCAAGACUUGUUACAUGUAGAGAAAAUGGUACUAGAAUAGAGGGCAGAAUCAUAGUUUCUCUUAAUAUCACACAUCAACAGAAACAAUUAUAUCAGCAGCUCACAAGCUGAAAGAUGGAAAAGCAGAUUGCUAUUUAUUAUUAGCAUCAUUUUCAUCUGUAAUUCAGUAUUGGAAUAUAUUUUUCUUUUAAUUUCCAAUGACUUUAGAAUACACAGUUUCUCCAACCAUUCAAAGAUUUGAUUAAACAGUUUUAUACCAUGUAUAGACAUAAUACAGUUAGUCCUUUGAUGUACACCAGCACCGUCAGAGUAAAACAGUAAAAAUUCCCUACAGAUCUCUUCCAAGAAACAUGAAUUUAAUUGGAAUGUGUUGAUGAAGAUUCCUGGAAUGCAUUUUAUGUCUUUUGUAUUUUACUCACUUGAGUUAAUCAAAUAUUGGCAAAUCUCAUUUGACAAGGAUUAGCAUUGGAAAGAAUAAAUACUGUAGUAGACUUCUAGAAAUUCACUCACAUUUAAGACCUUUUCAAAUACAGUGAUAGCCUUUUACUUUUCAUAAGCAUAUUCCUAUCCCUACAUUAAUUACAGCACUUAAAAUUAUAAGUAACUUUUAAUCUAGGAAAUUGAAAAAUAUAAGUCCUGAAGCAAAAUAUUUUCUUGAAGAUACUAUUUAACAUUUUAAUAGCCAUAGGUAGAUUUUAGCUUGUUUGACCUAAGUGGAAGUUGGGUUUGGAAGCUGGUGCUCUAUUGGUGUUGAGCAUGUAGUUUUUAUUAUGAAAGUUCUUUGCCAUCUGCGUGAGCAACUCAAACACACGGAUGUCACAGCUCUCCUGGGCUCAUUAGAACAGUAAUCAAAUUAGUUUUUAAACCUAGACUCUUCAAUACCUUGGAAUUAACUCAAUUAAAAAUAGUAAGAAAUUUUAAAACCUUAUAAACUAUCUUGGAGAAAUGAGUGCUCUUUUUGAGUUUUUCUAAUUGAAAAGUUAUUUCUAGUUGAAUGUAUGCUUUGUGCUGAUCUCUGCUUCAAUAUAUUUACCAGUCAUUUUAAUUAGAUAAGAUACCGUAUGGUAGAACUAAGGCCUUUUCUUUCCGGGCCAGGUUUUCACCCUGUAUAGCCCUUUGUAUGCUUCUGACUACUCUGUGUUCAUAUUGUAGGAGAGUAGGCAUGCAAUAUAGAAGGUUCAGUAACAUAACUGAAAUUCACCCUGUCUAAGCCAGCAUAAUGACUUCGUAUUGGGCAGUAGCAGAAAACUGAAAAAUUGGAUAAAUUUGACUUCCAAGACGGCUGAACUUUUCAACUAUAAUUUUAAAAACUACACUACACUGAUAUAAUUAGACAAAAAUGUCCUCAAGAGUAUUUUAUUUAAUUUAAAGCAUCUGUUUAAUUCAAUCUUUAAUAAUUUUGCAAAGAAGGGUAUGUGUGUAUUUUAAUAUAGCCUGACCUGAAUUUAUAUGUUUUUAGUUUUAGUAUUUAACAUUUUUGUAACAAAUAAACCUUUUUUUUAAAACAA